CUCCGUACCUACACUUAUAUCCAUCCAUCCAUCUUAUCGCUCGGUGAUGUAAUUGCUCACAGGCAGUGAGUGCGUGAGUGAGCAACAUUGUCUUCCUUUUUUUCCCAUAGUGACGCACCACCUCGUCCCCAUCUCCGCAACAAGGCUGUCCCUCUACCAGCACCCGCUCACCGUCGCCGUUCCAGCUAUCAAGCAAACAAUGCCACCCUCCGACCUCGAAAAGAGCGGCGACCUCGAGGAGGGCCACACGAGCACGAACCUAGUGUCGCAAGAGCUUCUCAAGCACUCGCACGAUGCGGACGCAGCGUUGAAAGCACUGGAGGGCCAGUCCAUCGUGUUGACGCCUGCGGAGAACAAGAGGUUGCUGCGGAAGAUUGAUUUGCAUUUGAUGCCGAUCAUGUGCAUUGUAUACGGCCUCAACUACCUCGACAAAACGACGCUGAGCUACGCCAGCAUCAUGGGUCUCAAGUUACCGCCCUCGUCCGACAAACUGCACAGCGGCAUUUCAAUCAAUGGGUCGCAGUAUAGCUGGCUCAGCUCCAUGUUUUAUUUCGGGUACUUGUUCUGGGAGUAUCCUACCAAUCGAUUGCUGCAGCGAUUGCCGCUUGGAAAGUACUCGGCCUUCAACAUCAUAAUGUGGGGCACCGUGCUCGCGUGCUUCGCAGCCGUCGACAACUACGGCGGCGCCAUCGCCAUCCGCCUCUUCCUCGGCAUCUUCGAAGCCGCCGUGACGCCCGGGUUCGCGCUCUUCACAUCCCAGUGGUACACGCGGCGGGAGCAGGGUACCCGCACGGGCAUCUGGUUCUCGUUCAACGGGUUUGCGCAGAUCUUUGGCGGGGUGCUGGCGUACGGGAUUGCGGUCGGGUGCCGGAGGACGGGCACGCUGCUCGAGCCGUGGAAGAUUGUGUUUUUGGCGACGGGGUUGUUGACGGCGGGCGUGGGAGCCGUGUUUCUGUGGGCGGUGCCGGAUAGCCAGAUCAAUUGUCGGUGGUUGACGAAGGAGGAGAGGAUUCUGGCGAUCGAGAGGAUUAGGAUUAAUGGCCAGGGAGUCGGGAAUAAGCAUUUCAAAGGGUAUCAGAUGAGGGAGGCGUUGCUGGAUCCGAUGUGUUGGGCUUUCUUCUUCUAUGCCCUCAUUGCGAGCAUUCCGAAUGGAGGCAUAUCCAACUUCUUCUCCCAGCUCAUCGUCGGCUUCGGCUACACGCCCGAGCAAUCCCUCCUAUACGGCACUCCCGGCGGCGCCGUCGAGAUCGUCGCCCUCAUCCUCUGCGCCUGGUACGGCGACCGCAUCGGCCGGCGCAUCCUCGUCUCCAUGGCGGGCCUCGCGCUCGCCCUCCUGGGAAUGAUCCUCAUCGUCGCAUUGCCGCUCAGCAACAACAGCGGCCGUCUCGCGGGAUACUACUUCACGCAGGCGAGUCCGACGCCGUUCGUCGCGCUGCUGAGUCUCAUUAGCAGUAACGUGGCCGGGUAUACGAAAAAGACGACCGUCGCGGCCAUGUAUCUUAUCGGGUACUGUACGGGGAACAUCAUCGGCCCACAGACCUUCCGCCCAGAGCACGCGCCCCGCUACGUCCCCGCGGAAAUCACAAUCAUCGUCUGCUGGGCCGUCGCGCUCGGCAUCCUGGCCUUCGUCCACGUCUACUACGCGCGGCAGAACGCGUCCAAGGCGGCUGUCCGCGGCGGGGCGGGUUACGUCCGCCUUGAGAAUCAGGAGUGGCUUGAUUUGACUGACCGGGAGAAUCCCGAGUUCGUGUAUACGCUUUAGAAAAGAGAGGGGGCGUGGUUGAAUCGAUGGAGUGGUCGAGCGUUUGAAGAAGAGCGUUUGAAGAAGAGCGUUUGAAGAAGAGCGUUUGAAGAAGAGCGUUUGAAGAAGAG
Messenger RNA from Aaosphaeria arxii CBS 175.79, 1872 nucleotides. RefSeq names its product MFS general substrate transporter. Bases 200 to 1762 code for a protein of 520 amino acids. NCBI's taxonomy places the organism in Eukaryota, Fungi, Ascomycota, Dothideomycetes, Pleosporales. The transcript has 7 exons. Gene Ontology annotation, molecular function: dipeptide transmembrane transporter activity; allantoate transmembrane transporter activity. Gene Ontology annotation, cellular component: plasma membrane. The record is from RefSeq and is a predicted model, not a curated record. Gene Ontology annotation, biological process: allantoate transport; transmembrane transport; dipeptide transport.